Eufriesea mexicana is the source of this 957-nucleotide messenger RNA. RefSeq names its product transmembrane protein 177. The transcript has 3 exons. The record is from RefSeq and is a predicted model, not a curated record. The coding region runs from base 1 to 957 and encodes 318 amino acids. NCBI's taxonomy places the organism in Eukaryota, Metazoa, Arthropoda, Insecta, Hymenoptera, Apidae. Gene Ontology annotation, cellular component: membrane.
AUGUACAACUUGAACUGGUUGACGAUAUAUCAAAAGCAGUGUAGAUUUGUGAAACAUCAAGUUAUCAUAAUGCAAAAGUUUUUAAUAUAUCCUGUAACAGUUUCUGCUAUAUCUCUACCUUUUCUAUCAUAUACUGUCUUUGUAAAUAUAUAUAAGAAAUAUAGAGCUAGAUAUGACUUUGAUGAUAAUGAAAUACCAGUUAGAAAAGAUAUUCAAAGAAGGUUUCAAGAAGUAAUAAAUGAUCUAAAUCUAAGAAAAGAAGUCAGAGAACGUAUUAAACUCUUCAAUGUUCAUGAUAUAAAUACGUAUCAUGCUGGAACAGUGUUUACACAAUAUGGUGGUAUAAUUGGAGUUCCAGUAAAUUUUGAAUAUAAAGACAUUGAAAAUAUAACUGAGGACACUAUAUCAAUUCGAACUAUACAAGUUGAUUGGAAUACAAAAGCUGCUAAACAAUUUCUGAAUUCUUUAAUACUUUCAGAAAAUGCACAAAAAUUUGCACUGGCUCGAGAACUUUUAAUAGUUACAAGUUAUAAACCAUUAAUGAAAGGGUUUAAUUUCAUCUUGGAUGCAGUAAUAAUAUCUACAAUUUAUUUUCUAUUUUCAAAUAAAUUACAAAGUAUCAGAAACAAAAUUCGACGGUACUUAUAUGCAAGUGCCGCUAUUGUUAUAUGUUCUGCUGUAAUAUUAUACUGCAACUAUAACAUAAAUCGUAAUGAUGAAUUACAAAUCAAUGACAGACUGACAGAACUUGGUGAUAAAUAUGUUGAAGGUGGUGUAGAAUAUUAUGAACAGUUAUUAAAAAGAAACAAAGCUUUAAAAGUACUUUUUGGAACUAUGAGUAAAUAUUAUAUUACAUCUACUGGAGAUGAAGUUCCUUGGUUUAUUGAUGGAAAAAUAAAAUUUUCUAAACAACUAGAGUAUUUUAAAACAAAAAUGGAAAAUAAACAAUUAGUAUAA